AAUUGGUUAAUAAUUAAUUGAAUCAAUGAAAGUCUAAUCAACCACAACUUAAUAAGAUGAUCACUUCUUAAUUUCCAACUAUGAUUACAAAUCAACUAACAUUGAAAAGAAUGGAGACAAGUACAUAGCUAAACCAUAAACAACAAACUUUAAAUUUAAGACUGAUACAAGAAUUCCAAAAUUAGGUGUUAUGCUUGUAGGAUGGGGUGGAAAUAAUGGAACAACACUUACUGGUGGUGUAUUAGCUAACAAAUUUAAUAUUACAUGGAAUAGUAAAAGAGGAACUCACUAACCAAACUUUUAUGGUUCACUUACAUAAAGUAGUGUAAUAAAGAUUGGUACAUGCAAUACUGAAGAAGUAUUUGUUCCUUUCAAAGAUAUAUUACCUAUGGUCAAUCCAUGUGAUAUAGUAUUUGGAGGAUGGGAUAUUAGUGCAAUGAAUUUAGCUGAUGCAAUGAAUAGAGCAUAAGUUGUUGAAUAUGAUUUAUAAUAAAAAUUGAGACCAUAUUUGGAAAAGUUGGUACCAUUACCUUCUAUUUAUUAUCCCGAUUUCAUAGCAGCUAAUUAGAAUGACAGAGCUGAUAAUGUAAUCCCAGGAAAUAAUAAAUUAGAACAUCUCAAUGUUAUUAGAAAGAAUAUUGCUGAUUUCAAAUAAUUAAAUAAUUUAGAUAAAGUUAUACUUUUAUGGACUGCCAAUACUGAAAGAUUUUGUGUUGAAGAUCCAAAUAUUCACGGAAAUGCUGAAAAAUUAUUGAAAUCUAUUGAAUCAAGCCAUCCUGAAAUUAGUGCAUCAACAAUAUUUGCAUGCGCUGCUUGUUUAGAAGGAUGCUCAUUUAUUAAUGGAUCACCUUAAAAUACUAUUGUUCCAGGAGUUAUUGAAUUAGCUGAAAAAGCUGGAGUCUUUGUAGCUGGAGAUGAUUUCAAAACUGGAUAAACUAAAUUCAAAACCUGUUUAGUUGAAUAUUUGGUUGGUGCUGGUAUCAAACCUAAAGCCAUUAUUUCAUAUAAUCAUCUAGGAAACAACGAUGGAAAGAAUUUAUCAUAAGAAUCAUGUUUCAAAAGCAAAGAAAGAAGUAAGAAGACUUGUGUUGAUGAUAUUUUGGAAUCAAAUAAAGUGUUAUAUCCAACAGAAGAAGAAUUAAAUAUUGAUCAUACAAUUGUUAUAAAAUAUUGUCCUGAAACAGGUGAUAGUAAAAAGGCAAUGGAUGAAUACAUUGCUGAAAUAUUCUUGGGAGGAAGAUAAACAUUUGCAGUUUACAAUGUGUGUGAAGAUUCAUUAUUAGCUGCUCCAUUGAUUAUGGAUUUACUUUUAUUAUGUGAAUUGUUUGAGAGAAUACAAUUUUCAAAGGAUACUUCUGAAUUCUAAAGAUUUGACACAGUAUUAUCUUGGUUGAGUUAUUUGAUGAAGGCUCCUAAAUCAGAGAGUGGAAUUACUACAAUUAAUUCAUUAUCAAGAUAAAGGGCCAUGCUUGAAAAUUUAGUUAAAGUAUGUGCAGGAUUAACAAUUGAUGACAAUCUAAGAUUGGAAGUCAGAUAUGGUGCUAGCAGAUUUUAAUAAUGAUUUUAACUAAUUUGUUUAUAUAAAAUUAAUAAUGAUUAAAUAAAA
Messenger RNA from Paramecium sonneborni, 1606 nucleotides. The record is from the annotation of a GenBank genome assembly. NCBI's taxonomy places the organism in Eukaryota, Ciliophora, Oligohymenophorea, Peniculida, Parameciidae.